This is a messenger RNA of Pseudoliparis swirei, 1971 nucleotides long. RefSeq names its product single-strand-selective monofunctional uracil-DNA glycosylase 1 (gene smug1). NCBI's taxonomy places the organism in Eukaryota, Metazoa, Chordata, Actinopteri, Perciformes, Liparidae. The coding region runs from base 40 to 1047 and encodes 335 amino acids. The transcript is spliced from 2 exons. The record is from RefSeq and is a predicted model, not a curated record. Gene Ontology annotation, molecular function: single-strand selective uracil DNA N-glycosylase activity; oxidized pyrimidine nucleobase lesion DNA N-glycosylase activity. Gene Ontology annotation, biological process: base-excision repair.
UGCCUUUAUUCCACAAACUCCGAAACCGUAGGUGGCAGUAUGCAACUACAGUUUGUUAUUGAUCCGCCAUUACACGGACACAAGAAGAAGACUAGGGAGAAGAAGAAUAACAACAUCGAGGCGAAGAAGAAUAAACCAAUACUAACUGGGUCUUGCUUAUUAUACAUACAAUUAAAAAUGUUCGAUGCCAAUACAUCUGCAAAUGACACGGUUGAGCGCGCUUGUGGAGAUGGAGAGAUUGAAGUGCCUGUGUGUGACUCAAAGAAGCAGGGGCUUAAACCUGUAACGAUACCGGAGGUCAACAACACUCCCUCCUCCAGGUUUCUGCAGGUCGAACUGGAGCUGAACGCUCACCUCCGCCGGCUCACCUUCAGCGAGCCUGUUCGGUACAUUUACAACCCGCUGGAGUACGCGUGGGACACCCACCGCUGCUACGUGGAGAAGUACUGUCAGGGCGGACAGAGGAUCCUGUUUCUAGGGAUGAAUCCAGGACCUUUCGGCAUGGCACAGACUGGGGUCCCCUUUGGUGAUGUAAGGUCAGUUGUUGAUUGGCUGAAGAUCACAGGGGAGGUCGGUCAUCCUCCUGACGAGCAUCCAAAGCGGCGAAUCACAGGACUUGCCUGCACUCAGAAUGAAGUGAGUGGAGCACGUUUCUGGGGCUUCUUCAGGAAGUUGUGUGGUGAACCAGGAUUGUUCUUCAAGCACUGCUUUGUGCACAAUCUGUGCCCGCUCAUUUUUAUCGGUGCCAGUGGGAAGAAUUUAACCCCCCCUGAGCUGCCUGCAGCUGAACGGGAGGCCCUCCUGGCCCUGUGUGACACUGCACUGUGCCAGGCGGUGGAGGCACUGGGCGUCUCCAUGGUGAUCGGGGUUGGGAGGGUAGCAGAGCAGCGGGCGCGGCGAGCUUUCUCAGCCGCAGGUGUCAACGUGAAGGUUGAGGGCAUCAUGCACCCGUCACCCAGGAACCCACGAGCCAAUAAGGGCUGGGAGGAAGUUGCCAAAGUCAAGUUGACAGAACUCGGUGUCUUAUCGUUGCUGAGCAACAUCUGAGCUCGUCAACCUUCUCUGAUGCGUGACGCAUCACUAGCAGCAUGGAGCGCGUUCCCUCUGACAAUGGAUCAUGAUAUGAGGAGUUUGAAUAAAAGACUCGGUACAGUCAUCAUGUCUCCUCACCUCUCAGUCUGUGUCUGGGCAGCUCUAAGAAGUGCUCGUAAUAGACCUUUCCACGUCAGCCAUCACUACUGCUGUAAACACAUCUGUUGAGCAACAUGUUCUUCCUCUUUAACGACCUGUCCGUUCUUUUUGAGGUGUCUUCUCUGAAUGUGUUAGUGCAUGCCGACUACGGCACCAGGCUGGCUACAAAUGAAUGUUAGUAUAAGGUGCUCUGGGUAUAUUAUCAAGUUUAUAGUCAAAGUGUAAACUCGGUAUGUUGGUGAGUUCCUGCGGGGUAGUUACUGUGGUUUAAUUUGUGUAUAAUGUUUCCUUCUGUACACAUUACAUCUAUUGCACCUGUCCAUCCUGGAGAGGGAUCCUCCUCUGUUGCUCUCCUGAAGGUUUCUUCUCUUUUUUUUCCCUGUGAAGGGUUAUUUGGGUGUUUUUCCUGAUCCAAUGUGAGGUUCUGGGACAGGGAUCUCUAUGUGUACAGAUUGUAAAGCACUCUGAGACUAAUUUCUAAUUUGUGAAAAUGGGCUAUACAAAUAAACUGAAUUGAAUUGAAUUAAUUGCAUUCAUUAAACUGCUUAAGACUAUAGUUUGGGGGGAAUGUCUUCUACAAAACUAAACACUGGUAAUAACUUUUCUUCAUGGUUCUGUUUCCAAAAAAGGAAACGAUGCAUUUCUCAGGAAGAAAAGGAAUAAAAGCACUAGCUUUUGAUUGGUGACAUGACAAAACAUCAAUUAUAUUAUUAUAUAUGUAUCGUUAAUGCUGAACCUUUUUACCAGACUACUCUUUUGUAUUAAAAAAAAAGAAAUUAU